Messenger RNA from Antechinus flavipes (yellow-footed antechinus), 5443 nucleotides. RefSeq names its product ubiquitin like modifier activating enzyme 6 (gene UBA6). Gene Ontology annotation, biological process: protein sumoylation. Gene Ontology annotation, cellular component: cytoplasm; SUMO activating enzyme complex. Lineage: Eukaryota; Metazoa; Chordata; Mammalia; Dasyuromorphia; Dasyuridae. Bases 30 to 3200 code for a protein of 1056 amino acids. The transcript has 33 exons. The record is from RefSeq and is a predicted model, not a curated record. Gene Ontology annotation, molecular function: SUMO activating enzyme activity.
UCCCUUGGGCGGCGGCAGUAGCAGCAGAGAUGGAGGAAGCCGACUCUCUCCCAGCGCCUGGGGGAGCAGAGGCGUUAGCCGCAGCGACCUCGGCAGAUCCGGGGGAGACCAGCAGUGGAAACAUACAUUCCCCCCAUAUGGCAGGUGACUCAAUGGAGAUCGAUGAUGCUUUAUACAGUCGACAAAGAUAUGUUCUUGGAGAUUCAGCAAUGCAGAAGAUGGCCCGAUCCCAUGUUUUCUUAAGUGGCAUGGGUGGACUUGGUGUAGAAAUCGCUAAGAAUGUUGUUCUUGCUGGAAUCAAGGCACUUACAAUUCAUGACACAAAGCAAUGUCAAGCAUGGGAUCUAGGAACUAACUUCUUUAUCUGUGAAGAUGAUGUUAUAAAUAGAAGAACCAGAGCUGAAGCUGUUAUUCAUCAUGUUGCAGAGCUAAAUCCAUAUGUCCAUGUCACAUCAUCUUCUGUGUCUUUAGAUGAAACAACAGACCUCUCCUUUCUAAAACAGUAUCAGUGUGUAGUAUUGACUGAAAUCAGGCUUCCAUUGCAGAAGAAGAUCAAUGAUUUUUGCCGUGCACAGCACCCACCUAUUAAGUUCAUCAGUGCAGAUGUAUUUGGAAUUUGGUCACGUUUGUUUUGUGAUUUUGGUGAAGAAUUUGAAGUGCUAGAUACGUCAGGAGAAGAACCAAAAGAAAUCUUCAUUUCAAACAUAACACAAGCAAAUCCUGGAAUUGUAACUUGUCUUGAAAAUCAUCCUCACAGACUUGAGACAGGAAAUUUUGUAACAUUUAGAGAAAUAAAUGGCAUGACGGGAUUAAAUGGAUUCACAAAACAAAUAACUGUGGUGUCACCAUUUUCUUUCAGUAUUGGUGAUACUACAGAAAUGGAGCCAUAUUUACAUGGAGGUAUAGCUGUUCAAGUUAAGACAUCUCAAACAUUUUGUUUUGAAUGCCUGGAGAAGCAAAUAAAACAUCCAACAUGCCUUAUUGCUGAUUUUAGCAAACCUGAGGCACCUCUACAGAUCCAUGCGGCAAUGCUUGCCCUGGACCAAUUCCAGGAAAACUAUAAUCGAAAGCCAAAUAUUGGGUGUCGUCAGGAUUCUGAAGAAUUAUUGAAAUUAGCAACAUCUAUAAGUGCAACCUUGCAAGAGAAGCCUGAAGUAGAUGUUAACAUUGUGAAUUGGCUCUCCUGGACUGCCCAAGGCUUCUUAGCUCCCCUAGCUGCAGCAAUAGGAGGAGUUGCCAGCCAAGAAGUAUUGAAAGCUGUGACGGGAAAAUUUUCUCCCUUAUGCCAGUGGCUAUAUAUUGAAGCAGCAGAUCUGUUUGAAUCUCUGGAUAAAUCUAACUGUGAAGAAUUCCUCCCAAGAGGAGAUCGAUAUGAUGCAUUAAGAGCUUGUAUUGGUGACACUUUAUGCCAAAAGCUUCAAAAUUUGAAUAUAUUCUUAGUUGGAUGUGGAGCAAUAGGUUGUGAAAUGUUAAAAAACUUUGCACUUCUUGGGAUUGGCACUGGCAAAGAGAAAGGAAUGGUAACAAUUACAGAUCCUGACUUAAUAGAAAAAUCUAAUCUAAAUAGACAGUUUCUGUUUCGACCCCAUCACAUACAGAAACCUAAAAGUUAUACUGCUGCUGCUGCAACUCUGAGUAUAAAUCCUCAGUUAAAGAUUGAGUCACACCUGCACAAAGUUUGUCCUGCCACUGAGAUGAUAUACAGUGAUGAAUUCUAUACUAAACAAGAUAUAAUUGUUACAGCUUUAGACAAUGUGGAAGCCCGCAGAUAUGUGGACAGCCGUUGCUUAGCGAAUCUACGUCCUCUCUUAGAUUCUGGCACAAUGGGCACCAAGGGACACACUGAAGCUAUCAUACCUCAUUUAACUGAGUCCUAUAAUAGUCAUCGAGAUCCUCCAGAAGAAGAAAUACCAUUUUGCACUUUAAAAUCUUUUCCAGCUGCUAUUGAACAUACUAUUCAGUGGGCACGAGAUAAGUUUGAAAGCUCAUUUUCCCACAAGCCUUCAUUGUUCAACAAAUUUUGGCAAACUUACUCAUCUGCAGAGGAGGUCUUACAGAGAAUACAGUCUGGAGAGAGUUUAGAAGGCUGCUUUCAGGUUAUUAAGUCACUUAGUAGAAGACCUAGAAAUUGGUCCCAUUGUGUGGAAUUAGCAAGAAUGAAAUUUGAAAAAUAUUUUAAUCAUAAGGCUCUUCAGCUUCUUCAUUGUUUUCCCCUGGACACACGAUUAAAAGAUGGCAGUUUGUUUUGGCAGUCCCCAAAGAGGCCACCUUCUCCAAUAAAGUUUGAAUUUAACGAUCCUUUACACUUCAGUUUCAUACAGACUGCUGCAAAGCUAUUUGCUACAAUAUACUGUAUACCAUUUACAGAAAAGGACUUGUCAGUAGAAAUUUUCUCCAAUAUACUUUCCAAAUUAGAAAUUCCAGAAUUCAAACCUUCAAACAAGGUUGUGCAAACAGAUGAAACUGCAAGGAAACCCGACCAUGUUCCUGUUAGUAGUGAAGAUGAGAGAAAUGCUGUUUUCCAGUUAGAAAAGGCCAUAUCAUCCAGUGAGGCUACUAAAAAUGAUCUUCAAAUGGUGGUGCUUUCAUUUGAAAAAGAUGAUGAUAGUAAUGGGCACAUAGAUUUUAUCACUGCAGCUUCCAAUCUUCGAGCCAAGAUGUAUAACAUUGAACCAGCUGACCGACUGAAAACAAAGCGCAUUGCAGGGAAAAUAAUCCCUGCUAUAGCAACAUCCACUGCUGCAGUGUCUGGUUUGGUUGCAUUAGAGUUGAUCAAAAUUGCUGGUGGCCUUCCAUUUGAAGCCUACAGAAAUUGUUUCCUUAAUUUAGCCAUUCCAAUUAUAGUGUUUACCGAGACAGCUGAAGUUAAAAAAAUUGAAAUCAGAAAUGGAAUAACAUUUACAAUCUGGGACAGGUGGACUAUUCAUGGAAAAGAAGAUUUUACCCUUUCAGAUUUCAUAAAUGCUGUCAGGGAGAAGUAUGGAAUUGAACCAACAAUGGUCGUACAGGGAGUCAAAAUGCUUUAUGUUCCUGUAAUGCCUGGUCAUAUAAAAAGACUAAAGUUAACAAUGCACAAGCUUGUGAAACCAUCAAGUGAAAAGAAAUACGUAGAUCUUACUGUAUCAUUUGCCCCAGAAAAUGAUGGUGAUGAAGAUUUGCCAGGACCCCCUGUAAGAUACUACUUCAGUCAAGACGAUUGACAGCAAUUUUAAAGUCACUCCAGGACCACUUCUUUUGAUAGGAGUGUACUUAACUUGAGUAACUCUUAAAUGUCAUAAUACGGUACUAUGUAUUUCUCUUUAAUGAAGCCUUAACUUAAAAAAGAAAGAAAAUUCAGUAGGAAACUGCACUGAAGAACUGUAAAACAGAAUUGAUUUAUUGUACACUUGUCCCUAAUCUUUUCAUACAUUGGUCUAGUCACAAGAAUGUCAGUUAUUGAACUGGAAUGCCAUUUUAUGACAUUUACCACAAGGGAAAAUAUAUGUAUUAUCCUGAAUGAGUGAAAACAGGAAGAAUAUAUUUAUCGGUCAUCCUUUUCAGAUGCGAACAAGGUCUAAGGAAGUGACAAUGAUCAAGAAUUUAAAGUCUUACAGAAUGGAAAUAGACAAGCUGCUUCGUGGAAUCAUUUUUUUUGUGGACUUUGAAAAUUUGAAAUGCUGUUUCUAUGUUCUAGUAUUUGUUUUGUUCCAGUACCUCAGAUGAUUAGGCUUUGAAACUCAAACAUCAAUUCUUUUGUGGAUGUCUUAGAAAAAAGAAUUUAUAAUUGUGGAGUAAAAAAAAAAUUCUUUUUAUGAGCAGCACUCUUCUGCUUCUUGUAAGGGGUUUUGACCAAUCUGUUACAUCAUCAUCAUCGUCAUCGUCAUCAUCAUCAUCACAGUUAGUAUAUUUAUCUACCCAAUCCAUAAAUCAGACCUUCUGUUGAAAACAUCAGCUUAUGAAGUAUAAGACGAGGAUCAGGUGAGGUUCUAUGUUAAUCUUGACCAAAUAAUUUAUGCUAAUUCUGACAAUUGCUUAUAGGCUACUUGGAGAUUACAGGGAGUUGAAUGGAAAAUAUGACUAAUCCUGAUUUUUAAAAUGCCUCUUAAAAUGUCAGAUGUCUUAUAAUAGUUUUUGUUUGGAAUUCACUAAGUCUGGUUUCCUCUGUAGCCCACCAGUCUAUAGGAGGUUUUAAGGAAGGGCAUCCUUGGAAAGAAAUGGAAAAUAGUAGUUAAAAUAUAAUACUUUUAACAUUUAUUCUGAUUAUGAAAAAAGAAUAUUUUUAUUGCCUAUUUCCAAAGACCAUGUGGACUGAGAUAGAUUUCUUUUUAAAAGCCCUAAUCAACAUAAAGUUUGUUUGUUGAGACCUAACAGAUAAAAAUGCAGGUACUCUCUUUCAAAUGAUCAGUUCCUCAGCACUGUCAAGUCAAUGAGGUCAGUAAAUGAUUGUUACUUUGGGAAUUAUCAUGCAGUCUAAAACAGCAAGCUGUUCAGAACAUCAGUGCAGUCAUUUUGCUAUAUUUCCCUUCUUUUUAUCUUCUCUCCCCCUUUUUUUUUUACUUUGUCUAAUUUGUCAGUAUGAGAAGGUUAUUCAAGAUGCCAAGUAUAAAAAUAUCAAAGAUAGAUAUUAAAAACUGGAUUUUGCAUCAAGUUUAGCUCAUGUUGAUUUCUAAUUUAAUAAGGGACAUCAUUUCUUUUCUUUAUACCAGUUAUAUAAAUUAUCUGAUUAAUUUUGCUUCUUAGUAAAAAAAAAAAAAGUCCUGUCACUACUAAAUCUCUAUUAUUUACUGAGGCAAAGUAGUCAAAGAAAAACUAAAAAUAAUUGUUUUUUAAAUCAUCAGUAUUUGCCAUGGUUCAUAUCUUAUUGCUUCAUAGUCCAAAUGAAAGAAUAAAUUGUUUUUCACAUUUCCUAUAUUGAGGGGAAAUUCAAAAUCCUGUGAUUUAUUUUGUCCCCAGUCCCUAAACUUUAAAAUGGGACUUUGUCCUUUACGCCACUUUCAAAUUAGUUAGGAGACAGUACUGAGAGUUUUCUGGGAGUUAAUUUAUGGUGUGCAAUUACUAGCUAUUGAUACCCAUGCAUUUAUUUAUUUGUAAUUUGGAGUGGUUUCCAUCACAUGGUUUCUUUAGGAGUAAACAUGAAACUUUUCUAUCAGUGAAUACUUUAGCAGUGUUAAUGAUUUUGUAGGUAUAAACAAAAUCAACAAUAUUAAGUUCAUUUUAUGGUUAUAACUGUCCAUUUAGAGACAAUUUUUUCUGCAACUAAUAUUUCCAAUCUGAUUAUUUCUACCCCCUUUGGAAUGCCAUUGUGAGCUUCCACGUGUUCUUCCUUUAAUUGUACAUGUGUGCAUUUCUGUAGUGUGAAAUCUACAUACAUCAGUGACAAAUAUCAGAUGUAAAGAUGAAAAACAUGAUUUGUACAGGACCAUCAGGUAAUUUUUUACUUAUUAAAAUUAUUAAAUUCAUAAAA